GGCCUAACCCUGAACUAAAACUAACUUAACUCUGGCUCCUACUGGACUUCUUAGUGUCUGGCACUUGGGACACACAAAGCUAAGGUCUACUGCUUCUACUACUUCUGAGCAGCAACUACGUAAUCCUUCAAAGUUCAGACACUGGUGGUGAUGUUGGUUGGGGAGCUGGUGAGACUGCUGAAGGACGAAGAAUGAUUGAUCAGUUGGGAUUAAACUUGGUAGUGCCAUGCUACUACCCUCGUCUUUAUUCCUCCUACUUGGCCUCCUCAAUUGGUGUCCCACUGCAUCAUGUGCAAAAGUGAUCGUGGUCCCACCCAUCAUGUUCGAAUCACAUCUCUACAUCUUCAAGACUUUGGCAACGGCUCUUCUCCAAGAAGGCCACGAGAGCCAUUUUUUGGUUUCAGAAGGCCGUGAAGUGCCCGACUCUCCUGACUACCACUUUCAGCGCUAUACCGGGAUCUUUAACAGCAGCACUGCAGACAAUUUCCUUCAGUCCAAAGUCAGUAACAUCUUCUCGGGCCAUCCGACAUUUCUGGAACUGUUUGACAUUCUUGACCACUACUCUCAGAACUGUGAUGCUGUUGUUGGCAAUGUUGAGGUAAUGACCCGCCUCAAGGAGGCCAAGUUCGACCUGCUGCUUGUGGACCCAAAUGAGAUGUGUGGUUUUGUGAUAGCUCAUAUCCUGGGCGUGCAGUAUGCCGUGUUCAGCACAGGUUUGUGGUACCCUGCUGAAGUUGGUGCCCCAGCUCCGCUGUCCUAUGUACCUGAAUUCAACUCAUUGCUGACAGAUCGCAUGUCUCUGCUGCAGAGGAUCACAAACACUGCUGUUUACCUGGUGCAGCGAUUUGGAGUCCAUUAUAUUGCAUUACCCAAGUAUGACAGGAUUAUGAAGAAACAUGGAGUGAAGCCACAAGUCGCUAUGGCUGACUUGGUCCAAGGCAGCCGGCUGUGGAUGCUGUGUACUGACCUGGCCCUGGAGUUCCCCAGGCCCACCCUGCCACAUGUGGUGUAUAUAGGAGGCAUCCUCACCCAGCCCCCCAACCCACUGCCUCAGGAUUUUGAAGCGUGGGUGAAUGACACAGCGGAGCAUGGCUUUGUGGUUGUGUCGUUUGGAGCCGGGGUCAAGUACCUAUCUCAUGACAUUGCUCACAAACUGGCAGGAGCCCUCGCCAGGUUGCCCCAGCGCGUCAUCUGGAGGUUCUCUGGAGUACCUCCCAGUAACCUUGGCAACAACACGAAACUUGUUGACUGGAUGCCUCAGAAUGACUUAUUAGGCCAUGCUAACACAAGGGCCUUCCUGAGCCACGGUGGUCUGAACAGCAUCUACGAGGCAAUGUACCAUGGGGUGCCAGUGGUAGGUGUGCCCCUGUUUGGAGACCAUUAUGACACCAUGACUCGUGUGUCGGCCAAAGGUAUGGGCAUCAUGUUACACUGGAAGUACAUGACCGAGGACGAUCUGUACCAAGCCCUGACCAGUGUCAUCAAAGACACCAGGUACCGCCAGCAAGCAAGUCUUCUCUCCAACAUUCACAAAGACCAGCCAGGCCACCCCGUGACCAGAGCCGCGUACUGGAUCAGCUACAUCCUCCGUCACAACGGUGCCAACCACCUGCGUUCCGCUGUUUAUGAGGUUUCCCCCUACCAGUACUUCCUGCUGGAUGUGUUUGUCACUGUGGGAGCUGCUUUGGCUCUAACCAUCUUUGCUCUGAACCACUUGGUACGCUGGUUGAGAGGAAAGUCCAGGGACCAAAGCAGAGAAGGUGGUCACGCCAGGGAUGAUGCUAACAUGGCCAAUGGACAUUGCCAUAAUGAGAGCAUGGCCAAUGGGAAACACAAACGCAAUGGCUCCUUGAAAAAUGAGAAGAAGAUUGAUUAAUGUUUCAUAUGGCCAACAGAGACGAGAAAGAAGUUGCCUCCAGGACUCGGCUCUAGGUUUGGUUGAGUGGAUUUAUGCAAGCUUGAGAAGAAAAGCUGUUCUUAGGUCUGUGUCAAGAGGCAACUGCUACUCGGAGUGAGCAAGGGGGUCGUAGAAGAACACACAAUGCAUAUUGUGGGGACAGAACGAGGAAUUGGAUGCUUAGAAUCUGUGUGCGUGUGUGUGUGUGUGUGUGUGAAUGUGUGUGUUGGUGUAUGUGCACUGAGGCAAAUUUAACGAAGACUUUUAACAACAGCAGCAAUUGCAUCACAAAACCAAAUUGGAAAGUUAUUGAGGAAGAAACAUCGGAAAGACACAUUGGAGGACAUUGUUUCUCCGUGUGCGUCUUCUCUGCUGCAUUGUUCUCCACUGCCUUCCUGCAAAUACCACUGGAAAGAUGGAGAGGGAAAAACCUGAGCGCCAACCCCUCAGAACAUCCUCAGAACAAAGCAAAGAAAACAAAUAAUUAACUUAUUUAGGAUUUAAUAUUUUUAACUGCAAACUCUGCUUCAAAAUGUGUCUGGUGAAAAUGUAAAUAGAGGACAAAUCUAUUUAUUCCUGUAAAAAAUGCAUUUUAAUUAUGAACCUUUUGAAUUUUAAAUUAUUACAUGUGUUAGUGGUUUGACAACAUGGUGGUACACGUGCCCUUCCUUUGCUAAGCCAAUUGUAUACACAACACUGUGUCCUUCAAUACUAGUAAAAGAAAAGGAAAAAAAAAAGAAUAAGACCGUUGUUAAUUGUAAAUGUGCAUUCAUCGGACACAGUAACCGUCCCCACAGUAUCGUGUGGCUUUGUUUUCACCCCCCAAUCAGACUUGAACACAUUUGUGACUGCACUGCUGUUUUGCUGCAACUACUGUUGAUACUGUGGAUGGGCAGGGCCAGUUCAGGAAUGUGCUCCAGCUCAUCCAGUCAGAUGGUCUGGGGUGAGUCAUUGAUCGAAGACAUCAUACUUCAUCAGUCCCAUGUUUUAAUUCUAUUUAUUAAUCAGUGAUUCAUCACUUUAUUGCCAUUUUAAUGUGACGGUUGGCUCUGUACAUUAUACCUCUGAGAUUUAUUUGUUAUAUAAUUAACAUGUUUCCUUGUGCUAGUUUUAAACGACACUGCUUUCCUUCCUUGGGUUAAAGGCCUAUUUACAAUUUAGAUUGACAUUAAACAAUUCUAUUAACUUCGAGUGCGAAUGAUUCUCAUCCUGUUUGUAGCCUUUUCAAAAUGCAAAUGCAUGUAUGCAGAACACUUGAAUACCACUGUAUGAGUGCAUGUGUGAGAUAGAUAGAUAGAUAGAUAAAUAGAUAAAUAGAUAGAUAGAUCAUAAGCGGAAGUUUAUGGAUGAAAUGAGGGCAGAUCAUGUGUUUUAUCCCACUGAGUCCUGUAAAAUCCACCUUGUGCUUAUUCUGAGUUUGUUUCAUCAAAUAAUAUUUAUGCCCAUGAAACAUUCCUUAUAUUCUUUCAAUAAGACUGAACUUAGUUGAGCAGUAGUUUUUUUCGUUGUUUUUUUCUUUUAAGCAUCCCGAUAUAUCUCGGUUCACUCCACAUUAUUUAGCUUGUUUCUUGUUUCUGGCGUCAUUAAAAGCUGCCAUGUCUGGUUAAUUUAAGUGCAGUUGGAGGGAAGGGUUAAAUAGUCAUGUCAAUCCACUAUAUACACAUUGAGUAAUAUGUCAGCGUGACAUGGAUCCAUACCCUGAAAAUGUCCUUCCUUCAACCAGGGAGUCAAACAGCACAACACAUUAUGGGGCAAAAGGUUAUCUUUGGUAUCUUGGUUAUGAACAUUUCAUAGUGGCAGGUGUCAUGAACAUUGGACUUCCAGUUUAUGAACCCACCAUGCUGCACAUACUCUUCUCCUUAUAGCAGCAAAGGCUACAAUACACAUAAUGUUUAUAAUGGCUCACCUAUAGACAAACACAACAACACUGCAAAUUUGAAGGUAUCAGAGAAAAAUGUCAUUACUUAACCAGUCAAAGUUGUUGAGGAAUUAACAUCCACACAGAGCAUGUAUGCUAUUUGAGAGAAGCUCCAUCAUCCCCUUUCUUUGUGAGCUACGACCCUUGCACGGCCCCAACCUGUUUUAAACCGCGACUUUUAUACUUGAAAUCAUCGUCAUUAGUAAUAACCAUAGCUGUUAAGUACAGGUUGGCCUGCAGGUGCUUCAAAAGCUAUGACCAGAGUCAGGAGAACACAUAUAUAUAUAUUUACAUAUAUAUAUAUAUUUAUAUUAAUAUACAGUAUUAAUGUUGUUUUAGCUCACCCACCCAUUCCUUUAAGUCACUGUACUUACUCUGCAGUCUGACGUAUCGUUUGUAUUUCAUCAGCUUGAGUACUUUCUUUUGCUCCGUCUUAAAAAAUGUAAAUUUGCUUGUUCCAUUCAUCCACGUGUUUUUUUUCGUCGUCUUUGUCUUGUUCUUCCUCCUACGCCCUAAACAAGAUGUCUCCACUUAUUUUGUUUGUUUGUUUUUUUGUUUUUUUAAACUUAAUUUUUUUCUUUGAUUUUAAAAUGACAGAAAGUCCUCACAUUUUCCUGUCAUGUGUGUCCAUGUUGUAAAUAGAACAAUGUAAACAAAAUACUAAUGCUGAAUAAAAUUGACAUAUUUUGUUUGCAGA
Molecule: messenger RNA, 4512 nt
Organism: Solea solea (common sole)
Lineage: Eukaryota; Metazoa; Chordata; Actinopteri; Pleuronectiformes; Soleidae
Gene: ugt8
Product: UDP glycosyltransferase 8
Exons: 6
Coding region: 227-1876 (549 amino acids)
Molecular function (GO): UDP-glycosyltransferase activity
Source: RefSeq, a predicted model, not a curated record